AUGACAACUACUGCAGGCGGCGGGGCCCAGUGCCGCACCCCGGAACAGUACACCAAGAGUCUACAACAGGCCUGCGCAGAAUCGCAACAGAGCGAGCUAUUCUCCAGGGUGCAGUAUCAGUUUCUAGCAGACUACCUUAAAUCUACGUCCCGGCAUGAUGUACCCACGCCACCCGGCGGGCUCGGGAGAGGAGGAGGAAUGCCAGCGCCAACUCGACAAGACCGGUUCACGUAUGUCGUUGUGCACACGAUCGCAAAUGGGAGCAUCAAGCGGCAGGACUUCGACCACAAGCUCGGCCUAGAGGAGUUCUGGGCUGUCCCCGAAGCAGAGCCAGGCACAGACCAAGUUAUUUUCGUGCGCGGGUCGCUAUCGCCGGCGUGGAUUGAGAUGCUCGGGUCAAAGUACAAGAUUGACCCGGAAUUCUUCAGGCGGCAUCUUCAGUAUCUCUCUCGACAUGACUACUCUGACCUCUUGCCACUGCCGUCUGCGUCGACGAACAUGCUCUUCUUGCCUGUGGCGUCGUUGUAUACUCGUUCGCUUGCGCUCAGCCAGGACCAGGUGACGAAGCGAAGAAAGGAGGAUUACAAUGUUAUGCGGAGCAAUCACCAGGCGAUCCGGCAAAAGGCGAGCUGCGGGGAGUCGGUUGUGAGGAAGGUCUCGACGUUGAGCGAUCGGUUGUUGUCACUGGAGCAUGAUAUCUCGAUAUAUACGCGCGAUAGGAAGAGCGGCGGUCGCUUUGUGGUUGUGCUGCUAGACAACGGGCUGAAUUUGAAUCGAGCCGACGGCCCCCCAUGUUUUAGUCGACAUGACUCCCAAGUAAAGAACCGCACCAGCAAUGAAAUCUCUCUGAAUCCAAUCCUCGUUCCUCGACCCGACACUGUGCAUAUCGGAGUCGACCAUCCUCGUGUCCCUGACCAUGAUCGCGCGCACGCAACCCAUCCAAGCUCGUUCUGCCAUGUCGUGUCAUUACUACCCUUCCACUUUGGCAUGUCUCUAGGGUCAAAAUCGCUCUCAUCGUCGCCGCGGCCGGAAAUCGCGGUCUUGCUGAAGGAGGUGUUUCAACUUUUCGCAAGUGCGGAGUGUCAGUUCCUCAACCGCGUGCAUGGGGUCGUGCGAGAACAGCAAGGGCAUUUGGGCGACGAGAAGCAGAUGGAGCUUGUGUUGAAUACCCUAGUAUACAUCAAGACACUGCUAGAUGAACACAAACUUCGAUUUCAGCAGGCACUUGCCAUCUUGAGCUAUCACGGAACUUCCAGCUCCGGCGCAGUCCCUAAUGUUCGAGUCUCUUGGCUUCCGCCAGCCCCGCAAUUCAUCCCGCAAGGAGAGCUGCGGUCAGCAUACGCGGAUUUCGAGGAACUCCUGAACAGGAACAAAGCGCUCGGUGACCUUUGCGUCGAGAGCAUGAGCUUGAUCAUGAACACGGCCAUGCUGAAAGAGUCGCAGAAGGCCGUCGAACGAGCAGACGACCAGAGGCGGUUGACGACACUGGCCUACUUCUUCCUGCCAAUUACACUAGUGUCAUCUGUCUUCGGCAUGAAUGUGAAACAGUUCGGUACGGGCUCUCAGCCUAUCUGGCUUCCGGCUGCUAUUCUAGUUCCAGUCGCGCUAUUUGCGCUGAUCCUCUCGCACCCGCAAUACUUCAAGCCAAUUGUGACGAAGUUGCUGAAGCCGCGGCGGCAAAAUAUACCAAGCUACCAGACCCAAGGUGCAACGAGGCUGUUGAGCGUUUCUAGCGUCACCGGGCGCCGCUCAUAA
Molecule: messenger RNA, 1755 nt
Organism: Aspergillus viridinutans
Lineage: Eukaryota; Fungi; Ascomycota; Eurotiomycetes; Eurotiales; Aspergillaceae
Exons: 2
Coding region: 1-1755 (584 amino acids)
Biological process (GO): transmembrane transport; metal ion transport
Cellular component (GO): membrane
Molecular function (GO): metal ion transmembrane transporter activity
Source: RefSeq, a predicted model, not a curated record